AUGAAUUGGACCGAGGGAACCUUGUACCGCCAUAGUCGCGGGAAGCUGCGGAAAGCCAAUGCAGAAAAGCAACGUCAGAAGGAAUACUUUGCGAAAGCUCACAUUCGAGCAGCUGAGCAAAGGGAGGCUAGGAAGAACGGUCCUCCUCCUAUUUCAUACCUUGAGUCAGGUUCAGCUUUACCAGAACCUCCUGCAGACGCAUUUCCCUCCAAGCAAAACUCUGCCCACGGUGUACCGCAUCGGAGAGGAAGAUGGGGCGCGAGUGUACCGACAGCAGAGGAUACUCCAAAGUCGGAGCAUCUCUUACCAACAGUCGACCAGUUCCUAAAGGAGCAAGUUGGCAAGGCCACUUCUACCAACACAGCGCCUUCUCAGUUGCUCCCAAAAGGGACACAGGUAGAGAGAUUGAGGCAGAGGCUUCUUGCGAGCAAAGACUGGGGUGCAAGCCGGCUUCAGUCCCCUGUCCAAGUCCACAAUCGACCUCGCCCUAUGCCACCGCAUGUCGGUCCGACCCAACCUACAAGAGCAAUGGAAGAAAAGCCAGCACAUAUUGUCCAGAGCAAUCGGGGCCUGUACCCUCAAAAGCACACCUCUCGUUUGCCUUUUCUUCGCGGGGCGGAUGUGCAAAUCCGCGUUGGAAGUCAAGAGAAGCAGCUCAAAAGCUCAACAAUCGGCAGUGGAAGCCUUGCGCAUCAAAAGCAGAAUGCCUCAACAGAAGAAAGUCGACACUUCAUGACAAGCGCGAGCGUACCGAGCAUCUUUCAUCCAGUCCCUCUGCCAGCAAUACCGAGUCAUCUGCUGCUCUCUUCGGGAUCAUUGGGUCCGGCAAAUAGUGCCAGCCAUCUCGCUCAUGUUGGACGAACAAUAUCUCCUGUCCCGCCCUCGCAGAAAGCGGAAAACUCAACCUGGAAGGCGUGGUUGGAAGAGCCUAGCAGUGCUUUUGGUGCCCAAACAAAUCCUGAACCGCAUGAGCCGGUGGCACAGCCCAGAAUCAGUCCUGGGGUAAGCGAAAGACAAGUAAGGCACCAAGGGUAUUCACCACCAGUCCACGCACUCUGUACCGUAUCCACCCAAUGUGAGCCCAAGCAAGGACUACAUCGAGGUGACCAGAUUGAUGCUUGGAAGACAUUCGUGUUUGGGGACGAUGACAGCGAAGAGGUCGAACGAGUCGCAUUCAGUGAAGCAAGACAUGAUGCCGCUCGACUUAUACGGCCAUACGAUGAGAAUAGCCUUCCAUCUAUCGGGGACGGGGACCACUCUGGGCACGACAGCAACAUUGCAAUGGCUGGAACGUCUUCCUCUGGCAACGCGGAGGGAUCAACACCUUAUGAGAGAGACUUUGCCAUCGACAAUCCAAACCAAAGUCCCAGAAAAAUCCAUGAACCAGCAUCAACGAGUUCACAGUCUACUGCAACCUCGGCGGGGGAACAUGUUGUUAUUCCGCGUUAUACACCAUUUGCCAACGGUCAUGACAGUGUUGCCGUGGAGCCUCCUUGUGUUGACACAAGUCCCAUCAUUAACAAGCAUGAGACAGCCGAAAACACAACGAUCGCCAUGUCAGACCCAUCAGGCGAGUCGGCCUCGGUAGCGAUUUCGGUACCCACAUGCCCAACUAUUGCUCCGGUCAGUCUUAAACGGAAAAGGGGUAGACCGAGAAAACGGGCGCGUGACGGGAGGGCUGAUAUACGGGCACUACCAAACUACAGCGGCGACCCUAUUGAGGAGAUUGAGGAUGACGAUGAUGCUCCGCCGCCAUCUUUGUUUGGCUCUUUGGACAUAAUUACCAUAAAGUCCGAGGAGCUCGUGUUUCCAUGUCAAGUCCGUAUGCUAGCAAGACAGCUCAAGGGUAAGAACAUUGGGAUUUCCGAUUGA
This is a messenger RNA of Neurospora crassa OR74A, 1872 nucleotides long. RefSeq lists its product as hypothetical. The transcript has 7 exons. The record is from RefSeq and is a predicted model, not a curated record. The coding region runs from base 1 to 1872 and encodes 623 amino acids. Lineage: Eukaryota; Fungi; Ascomycota; Sordariomycetes; Sordariales; Sordariaceae.